This is a messenger RNA of Macrosteles quadrilineatus (aster leafhopper), 1135 nucleotides long. RefSeq lists its product as uncharacterized. Bases 256 to 612 code for a protein of 118 amino acids. The record is from RefSeq and is a predicted model, not a curated record. NCBI's taxonomy places the organism in Eukaryota, Metazoa, Arthropoda, Insecta, Hemiptera, Cicadellidae. The transcript is spliced from 5 exons.
UUUUUCAAAACUUCUCACUUUACCAUCCUUAUGUCAGAUUGUCAGUAAUGUAUUACUUGGGCGACUUACUAAACUUAUCAUGGAAUAGGCCUAAGUUAGGGAUUUUCAUUGGUCAAACUGGUAAACUUUACCUGAGCUAUUGCUCUACUUAAAUUAACUUAUAGCAUGUACACAACCAUGGGACUUGAGGCCAAAACAAAAUCUGUAGACCCUACACAAGACUGACUAAGGUUCUCACAUCCUUCGAAGCUACAGAUGGCUGAUCAAAGGGAACAGUGUUCAAACCCUGACGAAGACGAAGUAGUAGAUGUUCUGUAUGACGUAACCAGUAGAAGAAGCACCGUACCUAAUAGGGUGGCAAACGUUGAAGCAGAAAUUCUUCAACAAAGACAAGAUCUUGCAGAAAAUGUCAAAGUAUUGCCUGGUUUGGAUAUCAAGAAAGUUGCCACCAAGUAUCCCCUAAAGAAGACUGUACCUGCAGUGAAAGAAUCUUCUGACAAAAGGGACCAGGAUAUGAUGGCUCGUACAAAAUUACUUUGUGAAACAGCGGAUGCAUUAAAAUCUGCACUAGCACAAGCUAAGAGAGAAAAAGAAAAUAAAGAAAAGAAUUAAAUAAUAAUAGUUAUUUUGGAGCACAAUUGGUACAGUAUUUAAUAGGCAUUUACUAUAUGUGAAAUGUGGUUUGUUUCCUUAUGAAAUUGUAUUACAUUUUUAUGACUUGUUGACAUUCCUUGCUUUCCCCAAGCUUGUGAUGAAAUUAGAUACAUAGGGAAUUUGUUAUUAAACAAUACAAUGUACAUUUUAAGAUAUUUAACUUUCGUAAACAAGUAUGUUUGGUACAUAUAACUUUUACCUACUUCAUUGUGUUUAGUGUAGUUUUUUAGGUUAUCAAUAGGCCUGCUGAAAAAAAAAAUUAUUGAUAUCCUGUAGGUUUCAAAUCUGUGUCAAACCUUGCAUUUGUUGUAAGUACUCAUAUCAUGAGUACAGGUUAAUUUAUUACCUAUUGGUUACAUUUUAAGGUUUCCAUAAAGUACAGUUUUCUUAUUUUAUUUAAAUACUCAAGUUAAAUGUAACUGUUCUACCUAUUGUUGUUUAAUAAAUAAGUUACAUAAUGUAUUUUUUUUAACAAAGUUGU